CACGCCCUUUCAGGAUGAAAGCUGUGGUGCUGACCUUGGCCGUGCUCUUCCUGACAGGGAGCCAGGCUCGGCAUUUCUGGCAGCAAGAUGAACCCCAGUCCCCUUGGGAUCGAGUGAAGGAUUUUGUCACUGUUUACCUGGAUGCAGUCAAAGAAAGCGGCAGAGACUAUGUGUCCCAGUUUGAAGCCUCCGCCAUGGGAAAACAGCUCAACCUGAAGCUCCUGGACAACUGGGAUAGCUUGAGCUCUACCUUCACCAAGGUGCGCGAACAGCUCGGCCCGGUGACCCAGGAGUUCUGGGACAGCCUGGAAAAGGACACAGCGGGGCUGAGGCAGGCGAUGAACAAGGAUCUAGAGGAGGUCAAGAAAAAGGUGCAGCCGUACCUGGACGAAUUCCACAAGAAGUGGCAGGAGGAGAUGGAGCUCUACCGCCAGAAGGUGGAGCCGCUGAGCGCGGAGCUCCGCGAGGGCGCGCGCCAGAAGCUGCAGGAGCUGCAGGAGAAGCUGGGCCCGCUGGGCGAGGAGAUGCGCGACCGCGCGCGCACCCACGUGGACACGCUGCGCACGCAGCUGGCGCCCUACAGCGACGAGCUGCGCCAGCGCCUGGCCGAGCGCCUCGAGGCGCUCAAGGAGAGCGGCCCCGGCAGCCUGGCCGACUACCACGCCAAGGCCAGCGAGCACCUGAGCGCGCUCCGCGAGAAGGCCCAGCCCGCGCUCGACGACCUCCGCCAGGGCCUAAUGCCCGUGCUGGAGAGCCUCAAAGUCAGCCUCAUAGCCGCCUUCGAGGAGGCCACCAAGAAGCUGAACACCCAGUGA
Cynocephalus volans (Philippine flying lemur) is the source of this 815-nucleotide messenger RNA. RefSeq names its product apolipoprotein A1 (gene APOA1). NCBI's taxonomy places the organism in Eukaryota, Metazoa, Chordata, Mammalia, Dermoptera, Cynocephalidae. Gene Ontology annotation, biological process: lipid transport; phosphatidylcholine metabolic process; regulation of intestinal cholesterol absorption. The transcript is spliced from 3 exons. Gene Ontology annotation, cellular component: extracellular region. The record is from RefSeq and is a predicted model, not a curated record. Gene Ontology annotation, molecular function: high-density lipoprotein particle receptor binding; lipid binding. Bases 15 to 815 code for a protein of 266 amino acids.